Messenger RNA from Closterium sp. Naga37s-1, 303 nucleotides. The record is from the annotation of a GenBank genome assembly. Lineage: Eukaryota; Viridiplantae; Streptophyta; Zygnematophyceae; Desmidiales; Closteriaceae.
AUGCUUGUCGUGUCACUUACCCCUGACAACAGCGAGUGGGUGCUGGCGACGCCCAACUAUGGCGAGCCGUAUGUCCGCAGCGGUAGUACCUUCCACACCCCUGGGAACAGCGAGUGGGUGCUGGCGAUGGCCAACUAUGGCGAGGCGUACAUGGCGGCAGUGAGGAAGGGCAACGUGCAGGCCGUGCAAUUCCACCCGGAGAAGUCGGGCGGUGAGUGGGGAGUGGAAGGUGGGAAGAGUGGCGUGCAGAGUGCAGGGCAACGUGCAGUGAGUGAGAGGGUGAGAAAGGGCAACGUGCAGUGA